AUGUAUUUGUUUUAUACUGAUAAGAUAGCCAUUGUAUUUGAUCCAUGUGAUUAUUUAGCUGUUUAUAAAGCUUUAAGUUUUAAAUUGGAAAAUGGUAAAGUAUAUCAAAGGAAUUUUUUUAACAAAUUAGAAUGUAAUACGAAAAAAAGAACUUUAAUUAAAUGUUUUAUCACUCAUCAUCAUUAUGAUCAUUCUGGUGGAAAUGAACCACUAAAAAAACUUUCACCUGAAACCGUUUUUAUUAACCAUAACAAUUCGAUAGAUAAUCUUUCUAAAAUUAUAAUUGAAUACAACAAUCAACACUUAUUAACGGUUUUAGCAAUUAAAACACCUUGUCAUACACUUGAUUCUAUAAGUUACUAUUUAACUAAUUUAAAUGGUGAAAAAUUUUUAGUAACAGGUGAUUUUAUUUUUAAAGUUGGCUGUGGUAAGUUCUUUGAAGGUAAAGCAGUUGAUUUUAUUUCGAGUGUCAACUUACUUAAAAAACAUGUUGAUGAUGACACAAUUAUGUUAUAUGGCCAUGAAUAUACAAAAUCCAAUUUUGAGUUUACAAAAACACAAUGUAAUUACAGUGAAAUUGACACAAAGUUAAUAUUAGAAAAUAGUUUUUUGACAUUUAAAGAUGAAUUACGCUUAAAUCCAUUUUUAUUGCCUAAAACUUUAUCUGAUCCUGUCAUAUUACAAAACUUGAGAGAUCAAAAGAAUAAUUUUAAAUAA
Messenger RNA from Hepatospora eriocheir, 717 nucleotides. The record is from the annotation of a GenBank genome assembly. Lineage: Eukaryota; Fungi; Microsporidia; Hepatosporidae.